AUGUUGCUCGGUAAUGUAGGUGCCAAGGGGCUUACCACAGUGGAGUCCUUGCAAUUUGACUUGGCUACAAUACAAGUAGCAACAAAUUAUUUCUCUCCUGAAAACAAGUUGGGUGAAGGUGGAUUUGGUGAAGUUUUCCAGGGUAGACUUCCUAAUGGACAACAAAUUGCGGUGAAGAGGCUAUCUCGAAGGUCAAGACAAGGUGUUGAAGAAUUUAAGAAUGAAAUUCUAUUAGUUGCAAAGCUUCAUCACAGAAACCUUGUACGACUGCUUGGAUUUUGCUUGGAGGGAGAUGAAAAGUUGCUAGCCUACGAGUUAGUGCCAAAUAAAAGCCUCGAUUACUUCUUAUUUGAUCCCAAGAAAAGGAGACAGUUGGAUUGGCCAUUACGUCAUAAAAUUGUUUUUGGGAUUGCAAGAGGAAUGCUCUAUCUACAUGAAGAUUCUCGUCUCCGGGUCAUCCAUCGUGACCUUAAAUGUAGCAAUAUCUUAUUAGACAGUGAAAUGAACCCCAAGAUUUCAGAUUUUGGCAUGGCAAGGAUUUGAGUUGACCAAACUCAAGCAAGCACAAACAAAAUAGUGGGGACUUUUGGUUAUAUGUCUCCAGAAUAUGCGAUGCAUGGAGAGUUCUCAGUGAAAUCCGAUGUAUAUAGUUUUGGCAUAAUACUUCUAGAGAUCAUAUGCAGCAAGAAGAAUAACUACUACCACCAACUGGACGAGGGUGAAUAUCUUGCUAGUUAUGUGUGGAAUCAAUGGAGAGAUGGCAAGCCCUUGGAAGUGUUGGACCCGGCUAUCGUGGAUUCAUAUUCAAGAGAUGGAGUGUUUCGAUGCUUGCACAUUUGCUUACUAUGCAUUCAGGAAGAUCCGACUAUUAGACCCACUAUGGCAACCGUAGUUCUCAUGCUCAACAACAAUUCCUUUACCUUGCCAUUGCCUCGACAUCCCGCCUUCUUCAUCCAAAGUAGCUUGUCUGGACCAAGCAUUCAAAUGGAAGAACUUAAAUUGAACCAACCUCCUAGGAGGACAAUGCCUUCAUCAACAAAUGGCAUGUCAAUUACUGAGUUGUGCCCCCGAUGA
This is a messenger RNA of Eucalyptus grandis, 1074 nucleotides long. Its product is annotated as cysteine-rich receptor-like protein kinase 10. Gene Ontology annotation, biological process: protein phosphorylation. Gene Ontology annotation, molecular function: protein kinase activity; ATP binding. Lineage: Eukaryota; Viridiplantae; Streptophyta; Magnoliopsida; Myrtales; Myrtaceae. The record is from RefSeq and is a predicted model, not a curated record.